This is a messenger RNA of Gregarina niphandrodes, 936 nucleotides long. RefSeq lists its product as hypothetical. Lineage: Eukaryota; Apicomplexa; Conoidasida; Eugregarinorida; Gregarinidae. The record is from RefSeq and is a predicted model, not a curated record. Gene Ontology annotation, biological process: intra-Golgi vesicle-mediated transport; early endosome to Golgi transport. The coding region runs from base 1 to 936 and encodes 311 amino acids. The transcript has a single exon. Gene Ontology annotation, cellular component: TRAPPII protein complex.
AUGAUCGUGGCUCUUUGCCCUCAGGAGGUCUCGAAAGGUGGAUCUGAGUCUCCGGAUGCGAGGUUAUAUAGGAAGGCUUUUGAAAAGUUCAAGGCAGAAAUCGACUUGUUGGUGUCGGGUUCUCGAUGCGGCAAUGUAAGAGUGUUUCGGCUGCCGGUGCCGAAAGACUCGACUGGAGUGGUGGGCAAAGGGGCCCGGGGUCGUGAGGGCGACCCUUUGAUGCUGGAGCAGUGGGAUAAGCUAAUUGAGGCCUUAGGGGAUUUGGUGAGUAGCGGAAUAAGCUCCCGGUUGGCGGAGGAAGUGCGACGGAAAGAGAAGCUGCAGUCGACCGGAACUCUGGCCAAGUACACAGCGGUCUUCAGCGCAGCCGAGCACAUCUCUGCCUCGCUCUAUCGCUGUGGCUUAGUCGUUGAGGCACUUUCCGUGUACGACAGUCUUGAUAUCAAACUGCAAGACGACUCCACGAACGGGAAGCGAUAUAGGACCCUGUUCUUCUCCAGCGGCCUACCUCAACUAGGAGGCAGCCAGCCCAUUUUGUUGUUAAACAAAGACGACGUCAUCGGCAAAUUGCUCUUGCCAGAUACAAUCACCUACGUUGAAUUCCGACAGUACCUUAUCAAAAGACAAUGCCAAUUACUAUUCGCUCUACGGAAGACAGAUCGACUUAUAUCUCGGUUAUUAUCUUUUCUCAAAUCGUUUGCUCUAGAAUUCGUUGAUUUAAGCAGGAACGCGUCCAAAGACCCAGAGGCGUACUCAAGAAUGUUCUUGUUACAACUCGAAUACUCAAUUAUACCCUACAUUCAGGCUUUAAACAAUGUUGAAAUUAAGUCUGUCGCUCCAUCCGAAGACGUACUUCUGGCCUGCUCACAACUGUACUCACUCGCACUGGAAAACUUCUGGUGGCUCAUCAAUUGGAGGAUCAAAGACAAGGUAUGA